CUCCAGCUUGAACUAUUAUUUGAAAAUUGUCAAAGCCUUUUAAGUGAGAUGAGGGACGUGACCGUUCAAGUGGCUGGAAAUUUAGGCGCUGAGACAGCAGCAGUGGCAAAAGCUGCUGAACCUAAGCAGCAGUUAGAGCAACAACUGGAAUCACUGGGUGAGUUUACUUCACCAGGAGUGUAGCCUGAGUAUCAGGCCUUCCUAAGGGGCUACGGGAGAGGAGAUUUUAGACGGGGGAGGGGAGCGUCUUUCCCCUUUUCCCCCAGAAACGCCUGAUACUCAGUAGCCUGCGUUGCUGGCGGUAUUGUGUGGGUGCGAGAAAGUUUUGGCGGCGAAGCCGUGUUCCAAAAAAAGGGAGUAGGGACGAGGCGGUAUUUCUCGCAGCUUCGCCGCUCGUGACGGCUGCACCGUCAAAUCUCACUCGACUAUAUUACAACGGUUCCGCCGCCAAAUCUCACUCGACUACUACACAAUACCGCCAGCUACGCAGGCUAGAUACUCAGGCUACCAGGAGUGAUCCUGACUUUACUUGAUUACAAGAUUAUUCAGAUAGUAGUAAUGAUAAUUCUAAUAACACUUUGAAAACGACAAAAACCUUAAUAAUCUGCUGAAUCGAACAAAUACAUUCCAGCCUUGAUAUACAAACAAGGUCGGCGAUAUUGAUUUAAGUGUAUGUUCUUUGAUUAUAAACUAUGAAUAUUCACGGGAAUACAUAUUGCCCGAACAUCAACUCUAUGCUUGCAGUUUGUCAGUCUCGUUUUGUUAAGAAGUAUUUAUCUUAACUUGCAGAGACUCAGCUGAAACAGGAGAAAGAAAGAGGUGCAAGGAAAAUACAGGCUGUGCGCUUGACUUGCCAGAAUCUUGUACUUCACAUGGCGAAAACGGUGAAGGAAUACUUCAAAAAGACGAUGGAGGACACGCGUCGGGAGCAUAAAAAGGAAUUGGAGCGAGCGCGCAGAGAGGGAAUCCAGGAGGGAAUGCGACGCCAAAGACAUCUUUUACAAAGGAAUAUGGUACAAUAAUAUUGUUACUCGUAAACUGAACAUUGUCAAUAACUCAGAGAUGAGGGAUGAGACCAGAAGUCAAUGGUUGAAUACUGCAGUAUCCUUCAUCCUUUCAGCUGAUUUAGGUUGUGUGCGCGCGCAAUUUCAAUCUGCGCGUUUCCUUUAUUUUCUUAUUUAACGUGCGCGUUUAGUUCGUUAUGUAACGUAUUACUUUUACUUUGCGUUGUUUUCCAAACUAAAAUACCUUAAGUCAGUAACUGUGUUCAGAUUAAGGAUGGGUCCCCCUAAAAUUUUCUACAUUUGGGUGCAGUUUAUGGAGCCGAAACCAAAUGAGGAAUUGCAUACAUCCCAGGCAUCCUGCCGAUGAACAGUUACGACAUGCAGAUAUUUCCUGUAACAACAAUUUGCCGCCUGUCCUCUUCGAAUUAUAAUCCACUCCUCUCGAGGCUUACAUACCAGGUACCAGAGGUUUCUUUCCAACACGGUUUUGUAAACAAAUUAUUUCUAAUGAAAUACUACACGAAUGUCAGCGACGCGAACGACUUCAUACUUCCUAAAAACCACGAUGAAAAGAAACCUCUGUUUACAAAAUAAGUCUUUAAGGACUGAAAUUUAAAAUCUGUGCCUUCAGUAAUGCGUUCUAAAGUUUGAUACCUCGAGUGAACCAAGAGAUGAUAAGAUGAACGAUGAACUGGGGAAUAGUUUGGUGUUGCGUGUAACCUCGCCCAUUUUUGCGUGUAAUGUAACGUUAUUCCGUUUGAUCUGGGUCUUGUAUCCAUCAAGCUGAAAUUAGGACUUGUUUCUUUCUCUCAUAGGUGUGCACCAGUUGUAACGUGAAUACGUCGCGUCUGUUUAUGUGCAGUGGAUGUUGGUCAGCCUGCUACUGUGGAGAAGAAUGCCAGAGAGAUCACUGGCCGACACACAUGGAAACUUGCCGCGGGUUCAGCCCUAGAACUACCGAAGCCCAGAGAGUGUAA
Molecule: messenger RNA, 1981 nt
Organism: Porites lobata
Lineage: Eukaryota; Metazoa; Cnidaria; Anthozoa; Scleractinia; Poritidae
Source: the annotation of a GenBank genome assembly